CGUGGAGAGGAGGGUGAGCACUGCAGCGUCCACGCACCUUUGAGCAACCAGCAUCAUUGGAUGAAGGAGAAAAGCUGGACGUUGUAUUUGUGACAGUCCACCGACAGCAGCCACCAUGGAGGACGGAUCCAACCGAACCAUCGACCCGAGCUGCAUGCAGCAGCCGCCCCUCGCCAUCGACAUCAUCCUCAAUUUGGACAUCUUUGGCAUCGUUCUUUACUCGGUGCUCACCUUCAUGGCCACAGUGUCCAUGCUGGUCUUCCUUGAGGAAUGUAUCUUCAUCUAUAAGAAAGUUCCCGCCAAUAAGAAGAGCGUGAUCAUCUGGGUGACUGGGGCGGCACCGGUGAUUGGCACCAUGUCGUGUGUGGGCAUGUGGAUCCCCAGAGCCACGAUGUUUACAGAUAUGACCUCUGCUUGCUACUUUGCCAUUGUGGUGUUCAAGUUCCUCAUAAUGAUGUUGGAGGAGGUGGGCGGAGAUGAAGCUUUCCUGACGCGAGCAAAGACACAUAAACUUAGGAUCAGCACGGGGCCGUGCUGCUGCUGCUGCCUCUGCCUGCCGCAGGUGACCAUCACACGGCGCACUCUCUUCCUGCUCAAACUUGGCUCCUUCCAGUUUGCCAUCCUGAAGAUUGUCUUCACCCUCCUUUCCAUUUUCCUCUGGACCAACGGGACGUUUGAUCUCUCUGACUUCACCAUUGAGGGAUCUGCUAUAUGGAUCAACCCAUUCAUAGGCAUCUUGACAAUCAUAGCCCUGUGGCCUGUAGCGAUGACGUUCAUGCACCUGAGGGUUGCCCUGCGAACUAUCAAGAUCAUCCCCAAGUACGCCAUGUACCAGCUUGUGCUGAUCCUGAGUCAGUUGCAGACUGCUCUCAUCAACAUAUUGGCUUUAAAGGGAACGAUCGCCUGUGCUCCGCCCUUCUCAGCAAUAACCAGAGGAUACAUGAUUAGUCAGCAGCUUUUGAUCCUGGAAAUGUUCAUCAUCACGCUGGUAACACGCCUGCUGUUCCGCCGACUGUAUGAUCCUUUACCCGAAGAGGAGCAGGACGUCAAUGAACAAACCAAGAUGGUUGCAAUGACUUCGUCCGCAUGAGAAGUGUUUGUGUUUGGGGUUGUGGGGUUGUGGGGUUGUGUGGUUGUGGGGUUGUGUGGUUGUGGGGUUGUGUGGUUGUGUGGUUGUGGGGUUGUGGGGUUGUGUGGUUGUGUGUGUGUGUGUGUGUGUGUGUGUGUGUGUCAUUAUUUCCUGCAUGUAUAUUUGAUUCAAAGAUUUUAUAAGUUGGUAUGAAUAAAUGAAAUUAGGACAUUUUAAAUGUAUCUUGGGGGUGUAACAGAGGUUCAAACUAUUUCAUUGAACAGUCAAACCAAUCACACCCCUUAUUUUUCAACAAAAAAUGUAAUUAAAAAGGUUAUUAUUAAUGUAUUAGUAGAAAUUAUAUGUUUCAUCUAUGAUGAAUUGUAUAUCUGCUGCUAGAUACAUUUGACAGUAUCAGCCUUUUCAUUUUUCUCAUUAAUUAACAAAUAACUUUUCUGUGAAUUCACAGGAAGUUAUAAGAAAUAAUGGCCUUUUAAACAUCCAAAAAUGAAAUGUA
Pseudoliparis swirei is the source of this 1586-nucleotide messenger RNA. RefSeq names its product solute carrier family 51 subunit alpha (gene slc51a). The transcript has 8 exons. Gene Ontology annotation, molecular function: transporter activity. The record is from RefSeq and is a predicted model, not a curated record. NCBI's taxonomy places the organism in Eukaryota, Metazoa, Chordata, Actinopteri, Perciformes, Liparidae. Gene Ontology annotation, biological process: transport. The coding region runs from base 116 to 1090 and encodes 324 amino acids.